This is a messenger RNA of Myxozyma melibiosi, 1269 nucleotides long. RefSeq lists its product as uncharacterized. Gene Ontology annotation, molecular function: inositol phosphoceramide synthase activity. Gene Ontology annotation, cellular component: inositol phosphoceramide synthase complex. The transcript has a single exon. Gene Ontology annotation, biological process: inositol phosphoceramide metabolic process; sphingolipid biosynthetic process. The record is from RefSeq and is a predicted model, not a curated record. NCBI's taxonomy places the organism in Eukaryota, Fungi, Ascomycota, Lipomycetes, Lipomycetales, Lipomycetaceae. The coding region runs from base 1 to 1269 and encodes 422 amino acids.
AUGCUGCUGCCGACAACCUACCUCCGUCGCAAAUUUCGAACACUCUUCCUCUCUGACGUAACCCCCUCCUCCACCCUCGCCCGCCUAGAAACCUCAUGGGACAUCAAAAAGACCCUCAAGCGCGUCCAGGCCCAUGAGUACGUCGCCACAGACCUGCAAUAUCUCCUAGACUUUUGCAUCAUCCUCUUCGUCCUCUUCAUCGCCGCAGAACCCGGCCCUCUCUUCAGACUCUUCAUCGCUAUCGGCUUCUCCCUCCUCCUUCUUAUCCCCAUCACCUCCCAGUUCUUCUUCCCCUUCCUCCCCAUCGGCACCUGGCUCUUUCUCUUUUUCUCCUGCCGCUUCAUCCCUGCCUCCUGGCGUCCUCCUAUCUGGGUCCGCGUCCUGCCCUCUCUCGAGACAAUCAUCUACGGCGGCAAUCUCAGCAACAUCCUCGCCGCCCAGCAAAAACCGUUCCUCGACAUCCUCGCCUGGAUUCCCUACGGUCUCAUCCACUUUGGCGCCCCCUUCGUCUGCUCCGGCAUCAUAUUCCUCUUUGCCGCCCCCGGAACCCUCCCCGUCUUUGCGCGCUCGUUCGGAUACAUGAACCUCAUCGGCGUCUCGAUCCAGCUCAUCUUCCCCUGCUCGCCACCUUGGUACGAAAACCUCUACGGCCUCGUCCCCGCAACCUACGACGUCAAGGGCUCUCCCGGCGGCCUUGCGCGCGUCGACCAAAUCAUCGGCCUCGACCUCUACACCUCCUCCUUCACCGCCUCGCCCAUGGUCUUUGGCGCCUUCCCGUCCCUGCACUCCGGCUGCGCCGUCAUCGAAGUGCUCUUCAUGUCCUACGUCUUCCCGCGCCUCACGCCCGUCCUGCUCGGCUACAUCCUCUGGAUCUGGUGGUCGACAAUGUACCUCACCCACCACUACUUUGUCGACCUCAUCGGCGGCGCCUUGCUCUCCAUCUCCGUCUUCCUCCUCGUCGCGCGCUCGUACCUGCCCAAGGUCCAGUCCGACAAACCCUCCCGCUGGGCAUACGACUACAUCGAGCUCGGCGUCCUGCCCGUUCCCAAAGCUAGGCUUACAAAGGAGUAUACCCCCGGCGACUGGGCGGCCUCGGGCGAGUACUAUACGCCAGGAAACGCGACGCCCGUGGUCGAGACGCCGACAUCGGAGUGGGAGAUCGAGACGUUGGCGGAUAACGAUGAUGAGUUUAAUCGUCCGCUUGUCAAUCCGAAUAACCACAAGCCGCUCAGAACGCUCAACGAAAAGGCCGUCUACGAAGGCGCAUGA